Messenger RNA from Uncinocarpus reesii 1704, 2055 nucleotides. RefSeq names its product transketolase. The coding region runs from base 1 to 2055 and encodes 684 amino acids. The transcript is spliced from 6 exons. Gene Ontology annotation, biological process: pentose-phosphate shunt. Gene Ontology annotation, molecular function: transketolase activity. Gene Ontology annotation, cellular component: cytosol. Lineage: Eukaryota; Fungi; Ascomycota; Eurotiomycetes; Onygenales; Onygenaceae. The record is from RefSeq and is a predicted model, not a curated record.
AUGGGAUAUACAGCUUUGGACCAAUUGGCGAUCAACACCAUUCGGGUGCUUGCUGUCGAUGCCACAUCCAAAGCUAACUCGGGGCAUCCGGGUGCCCCCAUGGGCCUGGCGCCUACAGCCCACGUCCUUUUCAACAAGUUUAUGAGCUUUAACCCUAAAAACCCCAAGUGGAUCAACAGAGACCGAUUUGUCCUUUCGAAUGGGCACGGCUGCAUGUUACAAUAUGCUCUUCUGCAUUUGUUUGGCUAUGCAGUCUCUCUUGAUGAUCUAAAGAACUUUAGGCAAAUUGACAGCAUCACGCCUGGGCAUCCCGAAUCUCACGACACUCCGGGAGUUGAAGUGACUACUGGACCUCUUGGCCAAGGAUUUGCAAACGCAGUUGGCCUUGCCAUCGCUCAAAAGCACACUGCUGCCGUAUUCAACAAGCCCGGAUACGAUCUCGUCAAUAAUCAUACCUAUUGCAUUUUCGGCGAUGGUUGUGCCAUGGAAGGAGUUGCCAGCGAAGCCGCUAGUCAGGCUGGACAUCUUCAACUUGGCAACUUGAUAUGUUUAUACGACGACAACCACAUCUCCAUCGAUGGUGACACCAAACUUGCAUUCACCGAAGAUGUUAUGAAACGGUUCGAGUCAUACGGUUGGCAUACUUUACACGUCAAGGAUGGUGAUCAUGAUCUCGAGGGUAUCGAGGCUGCUAUCCGGGAAGCUAAGAAGGUUACCGACAAACCAAGUGUGAUUAAAAUUACAACUACAAUUGGAUUCGGCUCUAAACUCCAGGGAACCGGCGGUGUGCACGGCAAUCCUCUCAAGGCUGAUGAUGCCCAAAACGUUAAGAAGAUUUUCGGCUUCAAUCCUGAGCAGAGCUUUGUUGUCCCGCAGGAAGUAUAUGAUCUUUACCACAAGCAUUCUGCCGAAGGUGCUGCUAGGGAACAAGAGUGGAACAAUCUCUUCCAGAAGUACAAAUCAGAGUACCCUGAGCAGUAUGCCGAUUUCAGCCGCCGGCUCACUGGGAAUCUUCCAGAAGGUUGGGAGAAGAAUUUGCCUACCUAUAAGCCAUCCGAUCCACCGGUCGCCUCCCGUAAACUUUCCGAGGCCGUACUUGAGAAGAUUCAUGACGCCAUUCCCGAAUUUGUAUCUGGUUCAGCCGAUUUAACUGGAUCCAACAACACUAGAUGGAAGAACGCAACAGAUUUCCAGCCCCCUAAUCUUGGAAUUGGUGAUUGGACUGGGCGGUAUUUCCGCUAUGGCGUUCGUGAACAUGGUAUGGCUGCUAUCAUGAACGGUAUGGCCGCAUACGGUACUUUAAUUCCGGCUUCUGGUACCUUUUUGAACUUCGUCUCUUACGCGGCUGGAGCUGUGCGACUUUCUUCACUAUCUCAAGUGCGAGUCAUUUACGUUGCCACUCAUGAUUCUAUUGGCUUGGGAGAAGAUGGUCCUACCCAUCAACCUAUCGAGACCCUUGCACAUUUCCGUGCUUUGCCAAACAUGAUGGUUUGGCGCCCAGCUGAUGGAAAUGAGACAAGCGCCGCCUAUUACUCUGCUUUGACCUCCAAGUCAACCCCUAGCAUCCUCGCUUUAACCCGCCAAAACCUUCCUCAUCUCGAGGGAUCCAGCAUUCAAAAAGCUCUCAGGGGAGGAUAUAUGGCCCUUGAGGCUGAAAACGCAGAUAUUACCAUUGUGAGCACAGGUUCUGAAGUCAGUCUCUGCAUUGAUGCCGCCAAAUACCUAAAAGAGAAGCACGGUGUCACCGCUCGCGUAGUGUCGCUCCCGUGCUUCGAGAUUUUCGAUGCUCAACCAAAGGAAUACCGACUUCAGGUUCUCCCCGAUGGGAUUCCUUCCCUUAGCGUUGAAGUUAUGUCCACAAUGGGUUGGGAACGAUACUCCCAUGAGCAAUUUGGCCUGAAUCGAUUCGGCAUGUCUGGUCCGUACAAGGAGGUCUACAAGAAAUUUGAGUUUACUCCCGAGGGUAUCAGCAAGCGUGCUGUCGCAACCAUUGACUUUUACAAAGGCCACAAGGUCCGCUCGCCAAUAAAUCGUGCCUUUCAGCAAAUUAUUUAG